AUGGGCCAAUAUCUGGAAGAAAAUGUGUGCUUCAGCUGGAAAAUAAAUGUGGACAUUAUUCGGAGUAUGGGAGUAGCUGUAUCGCCUCUUGACCGAAAAUGUUACAAGGUCACUGCUCGUGCCGCAUAUGAUCGACAGCACACCUUACUUGACUGGAUGGAGUGUAAUCAAUUUAUUGAUUGUGUGGUUAUAUGUAUUACUUAUACCAAUCAAUUGAAUGGUGUAUUGAAUACAAUCACGACUGGUAGAAGUCCAGGAUUGUCUCGUCAGUAA
Messenger RNA from Serpula lacrymans var. lacrymans S7.9, 273 nucleotides. RefSeq lists its product as uncharacterized. Lineage: Eukaryota; Fungi; Basidiomycota; Agaricomycetes; Boletales; Serpulaceae. The transcript has a single exon. The record is from RefSeq and is a predicted model, not a curated record. The coding region runs from base 1 to 273 and encodes 90 amino acids.